GUUGACUGCUUUUGUAGUAAAGUCUUUCAGUAAGGCCCGUCCCUACAUCUUCAUUGAUGAAAGUCAGCUAACUCAUUCUAAAACUUGGUUGAGAAACCACCGCAAAGACAGUGGCUGUUUCCGUAAUGUGGGAAAACUCUUCCAUACCGCAAUGAAGGUAACAAAGGCUUCUUUAAGAUUGAAAAUAUGCUGAAAUUAAAGAAAACAAUAAGAAAUGUAUUAAAUACUAUCAGAGUAUAAUUUUUGAGAAAAUAAUAGGAAUACUUUUUAGAGAUAGAUAGUGAAAUGAAAAUAUCAUGUUAAACAAAUGCAAAAAAAGAAAAGAUAGCAUACAUUAGCUCAAUAAUCACAUGUAGACAACUAACUCAAAAUUAACUGCAAAGUAAAAUAAGUAACACAUUCCCCAGAUAGAUGGCCAUAGUCAGAGGAAUGAAACCAAGUUCAUAUGCUUAUAUAAAUAAGAGGUCCUUGUAAUGUUUUCAUAAAGGGCUGGAGUCUAGGGAGAAUGUCUCAUGGGAUGAAUUACAUUAAUACUGGAUGGCUAUAGAGAAGUGUUGGCAGGAGUUGGAGGUGCAGGCAUUAAUACAGGAAAGGCAAUGGGGUCAAUGGAAGAGCAGAGAAAAUGAGAAGAAUAUAUAUAUAAAUCCUCAGAAACAGAGAAAUCCAAUGCUUACGGAGUGAAAAUAGCAGUAAAAGGCAAAAAGUAAUAUAAUAUGAAGAAAAAAGACAGCGUAAGAACGGAAUAUCUGAUUUAUAUCAGUAGAUGGUAGAUAAUGCAAUUUAAAAUAAGAUUAUGAUAUUACCAAGAAAAUUUAGACUAUACAAUAAGUUGCGAGUAAACCGAAUGUCACAAAAGUUAACAACUAUGUCAACGUAGCUAUAAUAAUCCUGAGCAUAGACAUCUGCAAGUUAAAGUGCCAAGCUUAAUAUUAAAUAAAACAGAAUAACACAAGGCACUCACGAUUUAAGCCAAUAUGUUGCAAAUUCCAUGCAGGAGGCACAGGCACAAAAAAGGAAAAAAGGAUCACAAAGUAGAAAUAAUAAAACACAUAACAUAUAGGAUGGCCUACUGCUACAGCAGCAUAAGAAAUACACUGGAAUAGUGGCUAAAAUAUAUACUAUAAUUGGGGGUUUUAUAUUUAAUGUAAUCAUAAAUAUUACAAUUUAACCCCUUAAGGACCAAACUUCUGGAAUAAAAGGGAAUCAUGACAUGUCACAUAUGUCAUGUGACCUUAAGGGGUUAAAGACAUAACGUUUACUUUCCUUAUUAAUGGAAAGGAACAUUUUCCAUUGCCAGGUACAUGACUAAGUAACAAACUAAGUAAAAAAAGAAAACUGAAAUAAAUAAAUGUAAAUAAAUCUUACUAUAACUUAUUUUCAAUGGUGUAUAGUAACCUUCCAAAAUGAAUAUCCCCUUUAUUGGUUGUUGUGAUUGCCACCUUUUGGAUUUAUUCAUUCCCAAAAGGGAUUAAAUGGUGGUGUAAAUUCAUUAAACUAAUAAAAGCGUUUACGAUUUUUUGGAUUAAAUCAAAUCGAUAUUGAAACUAAUUUUGUAAUUCUGGCUAAACCAAAACUUAUUGACUGAACCCAGACAAACCAAAAUGAAAAUUCUUUCAAUUAACAUCUCUAAUAGAUACCUUUACUAGAGCAUGUAGUUUCAUUUUUAUGAUGACGAUUUUGUUACAGGGUGGAGUGGAUGAUGAAAUUUCUCUUACGGCUUAUGUAACAAUGGCUUUAUUGGAGUCAGAUGUACCACCAGAGGUAAGUUAUUCUUGAGAUACUUAGGUGUCUCAAAAAUGUAUGCUCUGCUUAUUGGCUAUUUUUAUAUAAAAAAAUGAAGGGUCAAUUUACGAUGGCCCAACUCUGUUGUUGGUUUGUUUGUUUGUUUUUUUACUUGUGGUGAAACAAAUUUAUUCCAAAUUGAUACUUGAUCACAUUUGUCUGCUAAUACAAAAGAAUAAAGACUGCAAAACUGCUCCAUGGUAGACAAAAGAAGCACAACCCCAUUCCCUAUUUGUUAGAUGGGAUUGCUUUUUUUCUGUUCAAGAGAGAUGAUUUUAUGUGGGGGCGGCAGGGGGGAUGUAAAUCCUUUGCCUUCUGGGACAUAUUAUCAAGGUCAGACUAUCUAGUGUAUGUCAUUGUAAAAAAACAAAACUUCUAUUACCCUAGCAGACUUAUGUGAUGAUGAAUGGGAAAAGAAAUAACACAUACAUUACAGGCACCUGAUCCUAAUAAAUAUAAGGACAGAGAAAGUUGAACCAUUCUGCCACUCAAAGUGUACUGCUUAUCCCCCUAAAUAGUAGUGUGUAUGCCCAUUCCCUUUCUCUGAAGGAAUAACCCUCCCUCCCUCACCCACUAGCUACAUAUUCUCAAGCCAGUUACAACCAAUGCAUCUAAACAUCCACCACAAAUCCAAAAUGACAAUAAUAUCACUUUAACUCUUUUACAUUUUUGAGGAGGAGGAAUACAACACAAUGACCUAACAAAAUCUUGUUUGAAGAUCUUUUUUUUUUUUAAAUUAAGUUGUAAAAACAUGACAAAAAGUCACAAAAAAAUGUUAAAAAACAACUCCCAAUAACAAACUUCCACUAAAAAAACAAAAAAACUAACAGAAUUAUAUUUUAUAUAAUUGCAUUUCUUUACUUUCUCUCUUUCAGCAUGUGUGCCAUUUUGUGUGUUUUAAUUUAGUCUGAAACUCCGUGGAGAGUGUUUGGAGUGCCUGCCAGCAUUGUACUGGAAAUAUUAUCAUAUAAUUUUCUUUUUCCUACUGUUUGCUCCACAUAUUAUUUCAAUGCAAUUCUUGGUAAUCCUAGAACCCUGUUGUGGCAGAUGCUUUAGCUUGUCUGAGGAAGGCCGCUGUGGAUGUAAAUAACGUAUACACACAGGCUCUCCUGGCUUAUACUUUCACUUUGGCUGGAGACACAGAUCUCAGACGACAACUGGUGGAGAAACUGGAUAAACAAGCUGUGAGGAAAGGUGAGAGAUGA
Messenger RNA from Pelobates cultripes (western spadefoot toad), 2987 nucleotides. The record is from the annotation of a GenBank genome assembly. Lineage: Eukaryota; Metazoa; Chordata; Amphibia; Anura; Pelobatidae.